Messenger RNA from Paramecium tetraurelia, 1365 nucleotides. RefSeq lists its product as uncharacterized. NCBI's taxonomy places the organism in Eukaryota, Ciliophora, Oligohymenophorea, Peniculida, Parameciidae. The transcript has 3 exons. The record is from RefSeq and is a predicted model, not a curated record.
AUGCAAAUUCAUACUUCAUCUGCUCAUACCUUGGGUCAGUGCGAAUCAUUCAAGCAUUUAUCUCCACAAGCUAAAGAGGCUUUGUUGAGUUUAAAAAAAAUAAAGAACUUUGGAUUUGAAUAGCCGGACGAUCUGGCAAACGUUAAAGCAAUCACCACUAACAAUCAUGAUAAUCCAUCUGCUCUAACGGAAUCUAUUGUAGAUUAGGUAGUAAGGCAUCCUUCAUAGAAUGAAUUUAUGGGUUCUUAAAAUUUCUCGUUUAUUUAUAAUUCCAAAUCCUUAUUGGCAUUUAAGAAUUCAGUAGUUUUAGAUGAUCCAACACCUGAUUUUUCGGAUGCACUUUCUAGUGAGAGAGAACACAUAAAUGAAACUCUAUAAAAUCAACAACUCAUUUAAAAAUAGUUAAAAUUAUUUUCAAACUUAUAAGUUAAGCAACCCAAAGAUCGAAUCCAAGAAAACAAGGGUUUUAUAAAAAAAUUCACUCAAGAAAAAGAAAACAUGCUUAAUCAAAAUACUAAAAAGAAUUAUUAACUAAAUAGAUUAAGCGAUUUAAUAUCGAAGGAAAUUAAAAAAAAUAUUUUAACACCAACUUCAAAUAAUGUUCGCAAAACAUCUUACACAAGCUUAAACACAUAGCAUUCAUCAUAGACAAAAUUCAGUUUACAGACUCAAUAGGAUUAUCUCUUUAAAAAAGCGAUAUGCUUACAAGAAAAACAAAAGACCUUUAUUGAUUAAGGCCAAUUAAUAAACACCACAAAAGAAAUGAAAGAAUGUACAUUCAAUCCCAAGAUUAAUCAGAAAUCUAAGGUUGCCCAUUCCAGUAGUUUUUUCGAAAGAUAAAGCACGUGGAUGAGAAAGAAGAAUGAUAAGAUAACUUAAUAAGUUGAAAUCUAAAAGGAGAAAGCUACUAAAGAGUGUACAUUCAGUCCUAACUUGAGGGAUACCAGUAACAAUAGAAUUGAUAGUUGUGAUGUUUAUUAUAGAAAUCUUCAAUGGGAAAAGAAAUUCAACAAAAAAAAAUAACAUUUUAGAAAUUCAAUGAUGGAUCUUCACAAAAAUGAUUUAUAAAAUAGCACAAGUAAGUUGUAAUUAUAACGAUCGAAUUCUACGUAGAUCAUUAAUCAAUAAACUGAUAUGAAACAACUGUUAGAAAUUCAACUCAAAGUGGAUGAUGCUCCAAAAUAUCUUAAAUGCUUGACUCCAACUUAUUAAACAACAGGAACAAUCACAACUCCUAAUUCUUAAAGUGGUUAUUUGGACCUUGGAAAAAGAAAAAAUAGUAUAGAAUAAAUUGAAUAAAAAUACAAACUGCUUUAUGAUUUAGUUAAUUAUGGAAACAAAAAUACUUCAAAAAAGAAAAAGUGA